Molecule: messenger RNA, 2175 nt
Organism: Paramecium tetraurelia
Lineage: Eukaryota; Ciliophora; Oligohymenophorea; Peniculida; Parameciidae
Exons: 6
Biological process (GO): protein ubiquitination; ubiquitin-dependent protein catabolic process
Cellular component (GO): cullin-RING ubiquitin ligase complex
Molecular function (GO): ubiquitin protein ligase binding
Source: RefSeq, a predicted model, not a curated record
AUGAAGAAAAUUAUUUCAGAGAACUUAUCUCCUGAAGAGGCAAAAACUCUCUGGAAAUAUCUUGAUGAUGCUUGCUAUCUGAUCGCUGAACAUCAAACUAAACAACUCUCCUUUGCUGAAUUGUAUCAGCAUGCUUACAAGUUGAUACUUAAUAAGUUCGGAGAUUUCGCCUAUUCUUAGUUGCAAAUCUCCAUUCAUAACGUUGUGGAUAAACUCAUCUCGCCCCUAAAUAUUAGCAAUGAUGAUUAAUUAUUGUAUGAUUUUGUAUAGGCCUUUGAAGAAGUCCAGCAUUUUAGUAAAUUAUUGGCAGGCAUUCUACUUUACAUGGAAAAAUCCUAUAUUCUCUAGAAAUCUCUCAAGACUAUAAAAACUAUUUGCAAUGAAAGUUUUAAAAUUAAGUGCUUUGAGAAGGACCAAAAUCUAGCUAAUAAACUACUCAAUUGUUUCCUUAGUCAAAUACGCAACGAUAGAAAUUCUCAAUUCAUUGAACAUUUUAAAUUGAAAAAAGCAUUAUAAAUACUAAUUGAUCUCAAUCAAGAACAACAGAUCAAAAACAAGGAAUACAAUUACACGAUUGAUUAUAGAAUCAAUGACGACUUCUACAAACACUUUCUAGAACGCAAACUAAUUUAAGAUUCUAGGAGCUAUUUUAAAGAAGAGAGUUAAUCAAAUCUUAAUAAAAUGACUAUUGAAGAAUACAUACUUUUUGUUGAGAAAAGAUAUUUAGAUGAAGUAGAUAGAGUUCAACAUUAUAUACCUAAAAUUUCACAUCAAAAAGUUUUGGAUUGCUUUAUCAAAAUUUAUAUCACCUCCAAUGCACAACACAUCUCGUAAGGACUUUAUGAUUUUAUUGAAAAUGAAAAAACUGCCAUUAUCAUUAUAAUAUUUCAAUUAUUUGUCAAAAGCGAGGAAUUCGAUUUAUUUGUAAAAACAUUUUCUUAGAUUAUCAUUGAUGAUUUACAAAUAUUGAAUUAGAAUGCAAACACUUUACAAGGAUUCAUUAAAUUAUAUGAGAAGAUAUUCUCCUUAUAUGAUAAAAUUGCUCAAUAUGGGAACAAUGAGCAUCAAUAUAAAUUUCAUAAAGCCAUUAAAAAUGCUUUUGAGUAAGUCAUUAAUAAAGACAAUUUUAUAAUGAUGGAAUUGAAUAUAUACUUUGAUUUCUUAAUGAAAAAGGAGACUUUGAGAGAUGAAGAGAAAAAGCUACAAAUUGAUAAGGGGUUUCUCAUUUUCAAAUUAGUUUAAUCAAAAGAUGAAUUCGAAUAAAUUUAUAGGAAACACCUAUGUGUUAGAUUAUUAGACUAAACUUAUAGUUCUUUGGAAGUCGAAAAAGAUUUACUGAAGAAGCUGAGAUUAGAAUGUGGAUCAGUCUUGACUCACAAAAUGGAAACCAUGUUCAGCGAUUUGGAAAGAAGUAGUGAGGAUAGUUAAAAGUUUAGACAGAAAUUGUCAUAAAAUUAAAGAGAUUCCAUUGAUUUAGACAUUCUAGUUCUUACGUCUGAAUAAUGGCCAAUUACUGACUCUUAACCAAUUAUAAUUCACACAGAGUUGUUGUUAUGGCAAUAAUAAUUCACUCAAUAUUAUUAGAGCAAGAAUUCAAAGAGAAAAUUGUCAUUUAACUAUGGAUUAGGCUCAGUGUCUCUUAAAGCUACUUUUGAUUAAAAUAGUAAAAAAGAUUUUGUAUGUUCUGUCUUUCAAGCAACCAUUUUAAUGCACUUCAAUAAAUAACGUGUCUAUAAGGUGGAUGAAUUGAUAAAAUUAACAAACUCAGACAAAGAAAUAAUGUAAUAUGAAUUGGAAAAUCUUUUAUAGUUUAAAUUAUUAAUUUAGAAUGAAGAAGAGAAUUCAUUACAACUAAAUUAGAAAUUCCAAAAUCGUAGUUAUAAAAUUAAAGUUCAACCAAAAAAGCAAUAAUCGAUGGCUUUAUGUUCCAAAUAAAAAGUUAAAUGUUAGGAACUCUAAUUAGAUUCAAAAGAAAUUGCAUUAGAUAGAAGAUUCUCAACGACAAAAAAACAAUUGGAUCACAAAGAUUUAUUUAAAUAUAUUGACAAAGAUGCUAAGACCAGACACUUUCCAGUUGAAAUUCCUUUUUUUAAGGAAUGCAUAGAAAAUUUGAUUCAAAAAGAAUAUUUAAUAAGACAAGAAGGUUAAUUAGAUACUUAUAUCUAUAAAGCAUGA